Branchiostoma floridae (Florida lancelet) is the source of this 1062-nucleotide messenger RNA. Its product is annotated as protein kinase C iota type-like. NCBI's taxonomy places the organism in Eukaryota, Metazoa, Chordata, Leptocardii, Amphioxiformes, Branchiostomatidae. Gene Ontology annotation, biological process: protein phosphorylation; establishment or maintenance of cell polarity. The record is from RefSeq and is a predicted model, not a curated record. Gene Ontology annotation, molecular function: protein serine/threonine kinase activity; ATP binding.
GCUGUUUUUCGUGAUCGAGUUUGUGAAUGGAGGAGACCUGAUGUUCCACAUGCAAAGGCAAAGGAAACUUCCAGAAGAUCACGCUAGGUUUUACGCAGCCGAGAUCUCCUGUGCCUUAAACUUCCUGCACGAGCGAGGGAUCGUCUAUCGGGACCUGAAGCUGGACAACGUGCUGCUGGACUCUGAUGGACACGUCAAGCUCACUGACUAUGGCAUGUGCAAGGAGGGUCUCCACCCAGGUGACACGACCAGUACCUUCUGUGGAACCCCGAACUACAUCGCUCCAGAAAUACUCAGGGGGGAGGACUAUGGCUCGAGUGUUGACUGGUGGGCUCUGGGUGUGCUUCUGUUCGAGAUGCUUGCGGGGAGGUCUCCCUUCGACAUCGUGGGGAACACAGAGAACCCUGACCAGCACACAGAGGACUAUCUCUUCCAGGUAAUCCUGGAGAAGACGAUACGUAUCCCACGAUCCCUCUCUGUCCGAGCAGCUUCAGCACUGAAAGGUUUCCUCAACAAGACCCCAUCGGAGCGACUCGGCUGUGCUCUUGUGACCGGCUUCAGCGACAUCCAGCACCACACUUUCUUCAAACCCAUCGACUGGGAUCUUGAGGCCAGGCAGGUGCCCCCUCCCUUCAAACCCAGUAUCGACUCCGAGGGCGGAGUCGAGAACUUCGACCAACAGUUCACCAGCGAACCUGUGCAGCUCACGCCAGAUGACCCGAGAAUGCUGGACAAGAUUGACCAAUCAGAGUUCGAAGGCUUCGAGUACGUGAACCCUCUACUGAUGUCGCUAGAAGACUGUGUGUAGUUUCGUUUUCGGCGACGUCCCUACCCGGGACCCGGCGCUCAGUGCAUCAGCUUCAACAGUACUUAAAGAGCGGGGGCAGUGGUCACAGCAGAUGUAAUGUACUGUCUGAAUUCAAGCAGGGAGCUAAAAUUUUGUUUUUAAUGAAUUUUGGUGCCUACUGUAUUGGUUUUGUUUGGUUGUUAAGCAGAUGAGGCAAGUUUUUUUGCUUCAAUUUGUGUAACGAAAUCGGGGUAAUAGAAAAUGUUGUGAUUUUG